Molecule: messenger RNA, 546 nt
Organism: Suillus subalutaceus
Lineage: Eukaryota; Fungi; Basidiomycota; Agaricomycetes; Boletales; Suillaceae
Exons: 5
Coding region: 1-546 (181 amino acids)
Source: RefSeq, a predicted model, not a curated record
AUGCUGAAAAAACAGGAAAAGGCAGACAAACUAUUUGUGCAAGUGGGGAAGCAGCUACCUGAUGAUAUUAUGGACAAAGGCAUGGGAGCAAAAGAGGAGAAUGCUUUGAAAGAGGUCUUUGAGACCUUGAAGGAUAUCAAGGAUUGUGGUGACAUUGAUAGAGCUCGGCGCCUGUGGCGGAUUGGGAGAUGCUACUGGGAUUUAGGAGGAGAGUCCCCACAAGGAAGCCUUCAAAUCCUCAUCACAUCGCUCAAACACAAUCGCGAGUGUAUACUACUCAAAACACGUGUCACCACCCGACCUACGCGGGCUUCAAAGUGUUUCCAGAAAGCAUUCAAAGUUGAUGCCUGUGAAGCAGAGGUUGCAAGGUGCCCCAUGGAAGGGUUUGGUGAUGAGCAUGGAUUGGAUCUGGUCGAGGUGGUGGCUCGGCGUACUAUAGAUGGUGAAGGCAGGAUGGGUGCAGAUAAGGAGGAACUGUGUGGAGUCCAUCAAGGCCUUUCAAGUGGCAACUCCAAGCGAACAUCGAUGUCCAACCUUCAUGGCUGA